UACAAACGGCUGACGGCGCUGGCCAGAGGUAGAUAGAGUCUGGUUUUUAGUAGUGACAGUAUGCAGGCCCUCACUGUGGCACUGGUCCCGCUACUUGUGUUUGUAACUGAGCGGGUCAGCGGCCAGCAAUGUUCCUCCCCUUGUAAGUGCCCUAAGGAUCCACCAAAAUGUACACCCGGAGUGAGGCUAGUCCUGGACAACUGCGGCUGCUGCCGAGUUUGUGCCAAACAAGCAGGCGAAGUGUGCACCCUAAACGAUAUCUGUGAUUCGCACCAGGGAUUGCAGUGCGAGCUCAGCGCCGAUACGCGGCAAGGAGUCGGCAUUUGCAUUGCACAUGAAGGUAAUAUUUGCGUGUAUGAUGGAGUUGUCUAUCGAAAUGGUGAAACAUUCCAGCCGAGUUGCAAAUACCAGUGUUCCUGUAAAGAUGGUCUGAUUGGUUGUGUGCCACGUUGUAAUCUGGAUGUUCUUUUGCCUGGGCCUGAUUGCCCAUUUCCUAAACAAGUACAGAUGCCAGGAGAGUGUUGUGAGCAAUGGGUGUGUGACCACAGACAUGAAGCUCCUAUUAAAGGAUUUGUAUUGGCGGCUAACAGACAGGAGGCGACCUAUGAGUUGGAUUCGCUUAACUGUAUACAGCAGACCACGCAGUGGAGCGCCUGUUCCAAAACCUGUGGCAUGGGCAUUUCUACUCGUGUAACUAAUAAAAACCAACAGUGUGAUAUGAUAAAACAAACACGGAUUUGUGAAGUUCGACCAUGUGGGGAUUAUAAAGUCACUCUGAAAAAAGGGAAAAGAUGUGUCCGAACCCCAAAAGCAGCGAAACCUACAAGAUUUGAAUACGAUGGCUGCGUAAGCGUCCAGUCAUACAAACCUAAAUAUUGUGGAGUUUGCAAUGAUGGAAGAUGCUGCACCCCUCACAGCACCAAAACAUCCCAACUGGAUUUUAAAUGUGCAGGGGGAAUAAUUGUUCAAAAACAGAUGAUGAUCAUCAUCACAUGUUCCUGUCAUUAUAAUUGCCCACAAGACAACACUGUGUUCCGAGCAGACCAAAUAUCUGAUCCCUAAAUAUUUCACUGUUGAGAAACGGGUUACUGCAGCAGUAUUUUUUAUGGUUUUAAGUGGGCUUUAACUACAGUUAACAUGCUUUCAGUUUGCCCUUCAUUUUCAAAAUACUUGAACAUUUUUAUUGAAUUUUGUAUUUAAGCAAUAUUCUUGCUAUUGUGUUGUAAAUAGAAAACAGGCUUGUUGGUAUGAAUCAACAUGAGAAUUGUACCUGUACAGUUGCAUAUUAAAUGGUUGUUAAAAUAUAUUUUUUAUAAAAAUACCACACGUGUGCAGUUGCCAUAUCUAAUCUAGAUCUGAGACUGUUGUAUUGCCUAAAUUCAGCUGAAACAACCAGCUAAGUUGGGAUCUCUGGAAUUGAGACUAUAGUGCACAAAUUGUGACUGGUAUUGUAAGAUACAUCUCCCAAAUCCAAUGUUGUGAAAUUUUCAAUGGGUUGGAUGGUUGUCUGUUUUACUACUGUGUAAAUAUUUAACACCAAUAUGUAAUUUACUAAUUAAAUGCUGUAGGAGUAUACUGUGUACUUCACUCUGGGAUUUGCAGUACCCUAUUUGAGGGCUAGAAAGUAACAUCUGUGAAGAGAUGUGUAAAUCUAGCUAGUGAGCACCUGGACAAACAUGUAUCUUACUCACCAUCAAAUAUUAUCCAGAUAAAAUAUUUGUUUCCUUCAUAUUGAUAAACUAUUGUUUUGAUUUCAGAAUCACUCUUCUGAAAGUUGUUAGUGUCAAACUGUACACAUCAGUGUUGGCAUUCAUAAAUCCCGUCUAGUAGGUGUGGGAAACAUUGUAGUCAUAAUGAGCAACAUUAAUUUUCAGUUUCCUAUAUCAUACUUAGGCAGCUGAAAUAUGCUACAUCCAGAAAGAGACGGUUGUAGCUUUUCUUUGUGUCGUUACACCUGUAUUCGCCACAGUUCCACACAGAUUCUGGCUCUCUAGUUUGACAACUGCAGCUCUGUUAGGAAGUGUUUCAUCAUUUAUUGUUUAUGCUGCAGCAGCUUACCAGCUUGCUUCCCAAUUUUGAAACAAGACGCAAACGAAAGCCAGUGAAAAGUGUCUCAUCAUGCGCUGAAUUUUC
Stegostoma tigrinum is the source of this 2133-nucleotide messenger RNA. RefSeq names its product CCN family member 3-like. Gene Ontology annotation, biological process: signal transduction; cell adhesion. The record is from RefSeq and is a predicted model, not a curated record. The transcript has 5 exons. Gene Ontology annotation, molecular function: integrin binding; heparin binding. Lineage: Eukaryota; Metazoa; Chordata; Chondrichthyes; Orectolobiformes; Stegostomatidae. Bases 61 to 1062 code for a protein of 333 amino acids. Gene Ontology annotation, cellular component: extracellular region; extracellular matrix.